CUCCCUAGAAAGGCCAAAACCUAGGAAGAAACCUAGAGAGGAACCAGGCUAUGUGGGGUGGCCAGUCCUCUUCUGGCUGUGCCGGGUGGAGUUUAUAACAGAACAUGGCCUAGAGGACAGACAGCUGUUUAACGUGAGAGGCUCAGCCAUGUUAGGACUGUAUGCCUGGCAGUCCUAACAUGGUGGCGGCAGGGUAGCCUAGUGGUUAGAGUGUAGGGACGGCAGGGUAGCCUAGUGGUUAGAGUGUAGGGACGGCAGGGUAGCCUAGUGGUUAAAGUGUAGGGACGGCAGGGUGGUUACACCAUGCCCACAGACAACGCCCACUAGAGUUAAUGAUUCCACCUCUUCCUUUUAAACAGAGGUGUGUGAGAGGUGUGUGUCAUUUAUUUGAGCUGUGAGGUGCUGGUGAGACACAUCCUUCUGUUGCCCAGCAGUGUGCAACUCCUCCUCCUCAGCUGUGGUGUUGAUAGAUACUAAUACCACAAAGGCAAUACCACAUACAGGGUUCUCCCAGGGAUCUUUUUUUAACAAAGAGGUGCUACUGAGUACAGCGGGAUGGAGGACAUUUCCUGCACUCUAAAGCAAAGAAAUACUCCAUUCAGGUGUGGUGCCAGGCCUUAAAUGAUUACAAAUAACGUUUGUUUUAAAUGACAGUGGCGCAACCAGUCCACAAGGUGGCGUAGUGCAACUCUUCCAUUCUUUGAGGAGUACCCGGACAUAGAAAGAUUAUAUGGACUAGUCAUGGCUUCUGUUCGGUUGUCCAGGUCUCAGAGAUUCUUCAAGAACUUCUCUCUGAUCCUCCUGAGUGGAUCCGUCUCUCUGCUCCUGUGGGCCGCUCUCAGACGCCCGCCGGGCUCUGACAGGAGUCCUCUCCCCGCUCUGGACCUCCUGCCCCUGGACUACGCUGCCGACCUGCCGGCCUGCUCAGCCAUCAUCCAGGGAGACCUGGACGGUCUGGAGAGGAAGCAGCUCAGCCUCCUGCUGAAGACCAUUAAGAAACAGCAGCUGCUGUCAGAGGCCUUCUACCACAACGUGACUCAGGACUGUCAGAGGUACGUCACAGAAAGAGAGUUCAUCAGCGUUCCUCUCAGUCAGGAGGAGAAGGAGUUCCCCAUCGCCUACUCCAUGGUCAUCCACGACAAGAUUGAGAUGUUUGAGCGGCUCCUGCGUGCCCUGUACACUCCUCAGAACGUGUACUGCGUCCACAUCGACCAGAAGUCAUCGGAGGCCUUCAGGACGGCAGUGAGGGCCAUCGUGUCCUGUCUGACUAAUGUGUUUGUGGCCAGUAAGUUAGAGAGUGUGGUAUACGCCUCCUGGUCCAGAGUGCAGGCUGAUCUGAACUGUAUGGAGGAUCUCCUGAAGUCACCUGUCCAGUGGAGGUACCUGAUCAACACCUGUGGAACAGACUUCCCCAUUAAGACCAACGCUGAGAUGGUUCAGGCCCUCAAGCUGCAGAACGGUAGGAACAGCAUGGAGUCAGAGACCACCGAUGACUAUAAAAACAGCAGAUGGCAGUUUCACCACAAAAUCACCAGCAACAUGGUGAUCAAGACGAACGUUAGGAAGAGCCCUCCUCCAAUCAGCACCCCCAUGUUUUCUGGCAACGCCUACUUCCUGGUGUCCAGGGCCUUUGUCCGUCACGUGAUGGAGUCUCAGGAGGUCCGGGCGCUGUUGGAGUGGGAGAAGGACACCUAUAGUCCUGAUGAACACCUGUGGGCCACCCUGCAGCGCAUGCCCUCUGUGCCAGGAUCUAACCCUCCGCACAUCAAGUACCAUGAAUCAGACAUGAACGCCAUUGCACGCAUUGUGAAGUGGCGUUCCCUGGAAGGAGAUGUGAGGAACGGAGCCCCAUAUCCACCCUGCUCGGGUGUCUACAGAAGGUCCAUUUGUGUCUACGGGGCUGGAGAUCUCAGGUGGCUCCUACAACAUCACCACCUCAUCGCUAACAAGUUUGACCCUGAGGUGGAUGAUGUGGCUAUCAGGUGUCUGGAGUCGUACCUGCGCUUCAAAGCUACAUACCGUGUUUCACUGAAGGACAGUGGAAUCUGAGAGGAUCUUACAAAAACUAUGAAAUGUUAAAAGUUGUAAAUAUGUUCAUGUGCAUUUAUUUGAAAUAUGUUUUGAAAUGUUGUAUAUUUCUGGUGGUACUGUAGAGAGGGUUGUACAUACAGUAACAUAGGUUUUAUUUAAAAUAUACCCUGAGUGUACAAAACAUUAGGAACACCUUCCUAAUAUUGAGUUGCACCCCCUUUCGCCCCCAGAUCAGCCUCAAACCUCAGGGCAUGGACUCUACAAGGUGUCGAAAGCGUUCCACAGGGAUGCUGGCCCAUGUUGACUCCAAUGCUUCCCACAGUUGUGUCAGGUUGGCUGGAUGUCCUUUGGGUGGUGGACCAUUCUCGAUACACACAGCAAACUGUUGAGCGUGGAAAACCCAGCAGCGUUGCAGUUCUUGGCACACUCAAACCGGUGCGCCUGGCGCCUACUACCAUACGCUGUUCCAAGGCGCUUAAAUCCUUCGUCUUGCCCAUUCACCCUCUGAAUGGCACACAUAUACAAUCCAUGUCUCAAUUGUCUCAAGGCUUAAAACUCCUUAUUUAACCUGUCUCCUCCCCUUCAUCUACACUGAUUGAAGUGGAUUUAACUGGUGACGUCAAUAUGGGAUCAUAGAUUUCACCAGGAUUCACCUGGUCAGUCUGUUCUGGAAAGAGCAGGUUUUGUCCAUUCAGUGUAUUUGAUAUAUUUCUGAUUGUACUGUGUAGAGCUGAUUGUACUGUAUAGUUCUGAUUGUACUGUAUAGUUCUGAUUGUACUGUGUAGUUCUGAUUGUACUGUAUAGUUCUGAUUGUACUAUGUAGUUCUGAUUGUACUGUAUAGUUCUGAUUGUACUGUGUAGAGCUGAUUGUACUGUAUAGUUCUGAUUGUACUGUAUAGUUCUGAUUGUACUGUGUAGAUCUGAUUGUACUGUGUAGAGCUGAUUGUACUGUGUAGUUCUGAUUGUACUGUGUAGAUCUGAUUGUACUGUAUAGUUCUGAUUGUACUGUGUUGUUCUGAUUGUACUGUGUAGUUCUGAUUGUACUGUGUAGAUCUGAUUGUACUGUGUAGUUCUGAUUGUACUAUGUAGUUCUGAUUGUACUGUGUAGUUCUGAUUGUACUGUGUAGUUCUGGUUGUACUGUGUAGUUCUGGUUGUACUGUGUAGUUCUGAUUGUACUGUGUAGUUCUGAUUGUACUGUGUCGUUCUGAUUGUACUGUGUCGUUCUGAUUGUACUAUGUAGUUCUGAUUGUACUAUGUAGUUCUGAUUGUACUGUAUAGUUCUGAUUGUACUGUGUAGUUCUGAUUGUACUGUAUAGUUCUGAUUGUACUGUGUAGAUCUGAUUGUACUGUGUAGUUCUGAUUGUACUGUAUAGUUCUGAUUGUACUGUGUAGUUCUGAUUGUACUGUGUCGUUCUGAUUGUACUGUGUCGUUCUGAUUGUACUGUGUAGUUCUGAUUGUACUGUGUAGUUCUGAUUGUACUAUGUAGUUCUGAUUGUACUGUGUAGUUCUGAUUGUACUGUGUAGUUCUGAUUGUAUAUUCCAGACAUACAUGUAUUUCUUCCUGUGCGCUGUAUUUAUGACAGCAGCAGUACCAUCUAGUGGAAUGACUAGUCUAACUGAACACAGCAUUUUGGUAUACACAAAGUUAGUUACACCUUACUAUAAACUGGGUAGUUCGAGCCCAGGAUGCUGAUUGGCUGACAGCCGUGGUAUAUCAGACCGUAUACCACAGGUAUGGCAAAACAUGUAUUUUUACUGUUCUAAUUACGUUGGUAACCAGUUUAUAACAGCAAUAAGGCACCUUGGGGGUUUGUGAUAUAUGGCCAAUGUACCACGGCUAAGGGCUGUGUCAAGGCACUCCACGUUGCGUCGUUCCCGUGGUAUAUUGUCCAUAUACCACAACCCCUCGGGCCUUAUUGAUUAAUUAACUAAUACUACAGAAGUAGUUGAUCUUUCCUCUGUGUUUUAAUCAAAAUUCAGUGUUUCUGUAUCAGUAUGGACUUUAAAAUAAUUCCUUUGGGGUCAUUUUGACCCCAGACAGAAACACAUCAUUCCUCCUAUAGUAAUUUAAUAAAACUGACCUUUAUUGGAAUAUAAGUUUCUCUGGAGACAUAAUUACCAGAGGGUGGAGAGAGAAUAUCUUAUGCACAACACAAAAACUGUCCAGUUGUGCGGAUGAUUCUAGUUGUGAGGGGCGGCAGCGUAGCCUAGUGGUUAGAGCGUUGGACUAGUAACCGAAAGUUUGCAAGAUUGAAUCACCGCGCUGACAAGGUACAAAUCUGUUGUUCUGCCCCUGAACAAGGCAGUUAACUCACUGUUCCUAGGCCGUCAUUGAAAAUAAGAACUUGUUCUUGACUGACUUGCCUAGUUAAAAAUAAAGGUUAAAUAAA
Oncorhynchus nerka (sockeye salmon) is the source of this 4423-nucleotide messenger RNA. RefSeq names its product beta-1,3-galactosyl-O-glycosyl-glycoprotein beta-1,6-N-acetylglucosaminyltransferase 3-like. NCBI's taxonomy places the organism in Eukaryota, Metazoa, Chordata, Actinopteri, Salmoniformes, Salmonidae. Gene Ontology annotation, cellular component: membrane. Gene Ontology annotation, molecular function: acetylglucosaminyltransferase activity. The transcript has a single exon. The record is from RefSeq and is a predicted model, not a curated record. Bases 742 to 2049 code for a protein of 435 amino acids.